AAAAUAGAAAGAAGAAACGACCUUGUGUUUGUGAACAUGGCGAUGGGCUCCUCCAUUUAUUUGACACGUCUUUUUCUCCUCUUCUCUGUUUUUUUCUCUUCUCAAAACUUUGAAAUGAAUUUUACUUGUUUUUAAUUAGAUCCCAACUCAAUCAAUUGAACUUACUAAUCAAACCCAAAAUUUAUAUAUGAUUUUGAUGCCAAACUAUCGCUAUUGUUUCGGAAUUACCGGUAAAUAAAGCGGGAGAGGUGAAUGAUAAUUCUAAAAAAGGAAAGGGAAGGGAGGAGGCGGUGUAGGGGGCUGUUGUUCUAAGUGUAAUGUCUUUGGGGGAAAAGGAAAACCCAUGGAGGUAUGGAAAAGCUGCCGUCGCCGCUGCUGCCGGAGCUGUCAAUAUUCACAGAGUCGGUUCAAUCGUUCGCGACAUCGGAGAUCCUUGUCUUUCCCAGUCUCCUAUCAAGGUUUGUUUUAGCUGCAAACAAGAUGCUGAAGCCAGAGAAGUGGCAGGCUGCUUUUGAUAAUGAAGGGAAGGUUGUUGAUUUUCACAAAGUACUCAAGUUGAUUAUUUUAGGGGGGGUCGAUCCAUCUAUAAGAUCAGAAGUUUGGGAGUUUCUUCUAGGUUGCUAUGCAUUGGGGAGCACUGCAGACUACCGAAGGCAAUUAAGGACAGCCCGAAGGAAACAUUACAACGACCUCAUACAGCAAUGCCAGUCAAUGCAUUCAAGCAUAGGAACUGGUUCACUUGCCUAUCCUGUGGGUUCAAAAGUUAUGGAUAUGAGGUCAGCUUCUAAAGAUGAGCAGAGAAGGGAAUCAAAAGUUGACAAUAGACAAGCUUCCACUGAUGUUACUGAUAACAGAGAGGAAGAUUCUCAUUUAGGUGAUAACUGUACUAAUAGGUUAUAUGCCGACCAAGGAAAAGGUUGUGAUUUUGCUGACAUUAUCAGUGUGAGGGGAAAUGCUCAUACUGCUGCACAUGACUCUUGCUUUUUACCAACUUCGGGUCCAUGUGGCCGCUACUCCCCAAAAAUAAGGAGAGACUGUAAUGGGUCAGAUUUCUCAACUGGAUCUGAUUUUGAUUUUCCUCCUUUACCACUAACAGAUUUGUUUGAGAAGAAUGAAGAUGAGAAAGAAUUUGAUGCAAAUGAGGGAGAGAAUGCUGCCAAAUAUAAGGUGACACUUGAGGAUGACAAUAUGCAUAGUUUUCAAAUCAAUAACAAUGCUGACUUAAUCAUGGAAUCAAAUGUUCCACCCUCACUAUCUAAAAGUAUUUCACUCCCUUAUAACUCUGAAAUUGAAUUGGUCCCUCCUGAUGCCUAUGAGCCAGUUCUGAGAUCCAACAUUGUAAGUCAUAAAGCAGAAACAGUGAACAGAUUAAGAAUUUUAGAUGUUCCAAAAACCCGAUUGGUAAAUGCAAGCGGAUCUCAAGAAGGGACUGCCCAUGAUGAAACAGUAUCUGAAUGGCUUUGGACUCUACACCUAAUAGUCGUUGAUGUGGUGAGAACGGAUAGUAAUCUUGAGUUCUAUGAGGAUAAAAGAAAUGUUGCUAGAAUGUCUGAUAUUCUUGCUGUUUAUGCAUGGGUUGAUCGUGCAACUGGUUAUUGUCAAGGUAUGAGUGAUCUGCUAUCUCCUUUUGUUGUUAUCUUUGAGGAUAAUGCAGAUGCAUUUUGGUGCUUUGAAAUGUUGAUUAGGAGAAUGCGUGAAAAUUUUCAGAUGGAGGGACCAACUGGAGUGAUGAAGCAGCUGCAAGCAUUGUGGCAUAUUUUGGAACUCACAGAUAGGGAAAUAUUUAUACAUCUAUCAAAGAUAGGUGCUGAAAGCCUUCAUUUUGCAUUUCCAAUGCUGCUGGUUCUAUUUCGCCGAGAGUUAUCCUUCAAUGAUGCUCUUUGUAUGUGGGAGAUGAUGUGGGCAGCUGAUUUUGAUGAAUCUGUCAAUUGCAAUCUAGAGAAGAUCUGUUUAGAGGCAUUGACUGUACAAGUUCCUGGGGACUCUAGGGCAGAAGAUGAAGAAGAAAAUACAGAAAAUGGAAAUCAUAAUGCAAUAGGUGGCCUACAAUUUAAGCAUUCUUUGUCUGAGAACGAAGGAAUAAAAGCUGCAUCGACUUAUCACUUUUGUGGUUUGACUCGAAAUUUUUGGUCUAGAAAUGAUCGUCUCCAAAUAUGCAAUGUUGUCUCUCCAACUAGGAAAGGGGAUGAUGAUUUGCCUGUCUUUUGUGUGGCUGCUAUUCUUAUCAUGAACCGCCAGAAACUCAUCAAGGAAACCCGUUCAAUAGAUGACAUGAUAAAGAUUUUCAAUGAUAAGCUUCUAAAAGUCCAUGUCAGAAGGUGCGUAGGUACAGCAAUCAGACUAAGAAAAAAAUACUUUUGCAAGUUAAUCAGGAUAAAAGGGCAUUCCCGUCGUCAUAGUCAGUAGGUCUACAGCAUUUCCUGCCUACUUUCUCGAAUGGAGCAUAAAGAAGAAGUGCUUUGCGGUCGAAGAUUCUUCCUACUUUUUCACUCCAUUAUCUUCAAGUCUGUUCCAAGGUACUAGAAAAGACUGAAAGUUGGAAGAAGUCCCAUCUUUUCAAGGUUCAUACGUAUGUAAACAUUUAUCUAUCACAAAAUACCUCUUCCAGGUUAGGCAAGCAUGAUCUGGCUUUUUACCGAUAUAUAAUUUGAUUUAAGUUUAAAAUCUAAAUGUUAAAUUGUGAAUUUACAGAAAGAAAAAUAAUACUGUGUAGUUAUUAGAUAAUUGAACUUUUAACUUUUCUGUAGGACAGUUUAGUUGAAGGAUUGAACAAGUUAUACAAUUUAUUUGUGGAAAGAAAAUAGUUGCCAUUUUUUUGUUUUUUA
Molecule: messenger RNA, 2825 nt
Organism: Gossypium raimondii (Peruvian cotton)
Lineage: Eukaryota; Viridiplantae; Streptophyta; Magnoliopsida; Malvales; Malvaceae
Exons: 12
Coding region: 352-2406 (684 amino acids)
Biological process (GO): activation of GTPase activity
Molecular function (GO): GTPase activator activity
Source: RefSeq, a predicted model, not a curated record